This is a messenger RNA of Penicillium oxalicum, 2100 nucleotides long. RefSeq lists its product as uncharacterized. Gene Ontology annotation, biological process: regulation of DNA-templated transcription; DNA-templated transcription. The transcript has a single exon. NCBI's taxonomy places the organism in Eukaryota, Fungi, Ascomycota, Eurotiomycetes, Eurotiales, Aspergillaceae. Bases 1 to 2100 code for a protein of 699 amino acids. The record is from RefSeq and is a predicted model, not a curated record. Gene Ontology annotation, molecular function: DNA-binding transcription factor activity, RNA polymerase II-specific; DNA binding; zinc ion binding.
AUGGCACACGGAGAGAGCCCCGGGCGCGGGCUCGUGCCCAUUGCGCCUACCCCCGUUGAAGGAGGCCCCGGCGUAGGCAGUCAGGCCAAUGCAUCAGAGCCAUCUAUGCCCUAUUCAUGUCAGACCUGCACCAGGCGAAAGGUCAAGUGCGAUAAAGUUGGGCCCGCCUGUGUGCGGUGUCGUAAGGGAGGCUUUGAGUGUGUGUUUGAAGCACCACAGCGGAGACCGCGAAAGCGAAAGCUGGACGAGGCGAUGGAAAAGAUCGCUCGGUAUGAGGGUCUUUUGAAGCAGCACGGUCUGCUUGAGCUGGAAGCAGUAGACCCAGAGACCAGCUCUUCACAAUCACUUCACAAUUCAAUUCCUGGCGAACCUGUCAAGCCAGCCCUGUCAAGGCCAGGUAGGCUACUCACCGGCCACGGCAAAUCAAGGUAUAUCGAUAGCCACAUGUGGCUCAAUCUGGAGGAUGAGGAGAUUCGACACAUUUCCACGGACGACGAUGAUGGUAUUGCUGAGGAGGCGGAGAACACGAGGAUCUCCGAUCCAGUCUACUUGGGAGCCAUACCUCAAGAUCCCUUGACUGGUGCGCUCCUGGGUGGUCAGCAAAGCAUUUUACACUAUCAUCCCGAUCAUGCAGAUGCCAUGAAGCUUUGGAAGAGACAUGCCCAGAAUGUCGAGCCUAUCUGCAAAGUGUUGCAUGGUCCGUCAGCUGGAAAAUUGGUCCAAGCGGUUUCACAACGGCCUGAAACGGCCUCCAAGGCGGAAGAAUGCUUAUUGUUCUCAAUCUAUCAUUGUGCAGUCUUCUCGAUCUCGGAAGAUGCAUGCUCAAGGGAGUUUGGACAAGACCGGUCCGUAAUGAUGAGACAAUUCCAGGCGGCCGCACGGCAAGCUUUUGUGAAUGCGUCCUUUCUCAAAACAACAGAGAUGGCGGUUCUGCAGGCGCUCUACUUGUACCUCUUGUCGAGCCGCGAUGCCUAUGAUCCGCACACUUACUGGAUCCUGACUGGCAUAUCCGCUCGUAUUGGACAACGAAUUGGUCUUCAUCGGGACGGGGAAAGUCUCGGGUUGCCGCCGUUUGAAGUGGAGCUGAGACGUCGACUGUUCUACCAGGUCUUUCCCCAUGAUUCGCGUGCAAGCCAAUCUGCCGGAAUUGACAACGUCAGUCUGCCUCAAGGCUGGGACACGAAACCCCCUCUCAACAUCAACGACGACCAAAUCUGGCCCGGCAUGACAGAAAGACCCGUCGAACAAACGGGCGCAACGGACAUGAUCUUCUGUCUAUCUCGUGCGUACAUGGGGAGGCGACUCGCCGAAGCAGGAAAAUCAAUCACCAUGGCCGGACCUUGGUCAUCCUCUGAUUACCAAAGGGCCGAGCAAGUCAUUUCCGCCGCCGAGAAAGAAGUAGAGGAGGGGUUCAUUCGCUACUGUGACAUUGUGAACCCCUUGCACUUUCUGACAAUUGGGCUUGCGAGGUCCGGUAUGACAGCCAUGAGGCUGAAAUUUCGACUUCCCAGAUUAAGGGAUGAGACUGCAACUGACCAGGAGCGCAGGGAGAUCUUUCAGCUCGCUCAGAAAAAUCUGGACACCGAUGGAGCUGUCCAUUCUCACACUGGGACUAGUAGGUUCCAAUGGCAUACGAAGCCCUUUUUUUUGUGGGGGACUCGAGAUUCACUUGUCGUCGUACUGAUGACUCUCCUGACGCGAAGAGAUCUGCUGACGUAUGAACAAAUUGAGAAUGCCUGGAAUAGUGUUGCUGAAUUAUAUCGGCACCAUGAGGAGCUUUACGACGGCCGAAAGGCUCUCAGCGUAGCUAUGAGGUGUCUUGCCUUGAAGGCUUGGGAUUCGUGGCAGUCCAGCAGUCAUGCUUCUGAGCCCGAAUUCAUUGGCAAAUUGCGACUAUGGAGAAAACCUGCAGCCAGACAGAACCGAGAUUGUGAUGUCGGAACGGCACUUGAACUAGGUUCACACACACCCAAUUUCCCGUCGCCCGUAACGGAGCGGCCUGAUCUCGGAGUCCUUGAUGGGAUGGAGGGUUUCGACUUCGAUUUUGAUGUUGAAGAUUGGAUAUCCUGGGAUCAACUGUUCAAGGACAAUCGCACUUAG